Molecule: messenger RNA, 6632 nt
Organism: Paramuricea clavata
Lineage: Eukaryota; Metazoa; Cnidaria; Anthozoa; Malacalcyonacea; Plexauridae
Source: the annotation of a GenBank genome assembly
GCUUUCGUCUUCCAAGAACGAUCUUCGCAGAGAUGGCGACAGCGCCGUCUUUGCUUAACAAAAUUGAAGAAGAGUUGGAGUGUUCCUUGUGUCUUGAAAGACUCAAAGACCCCAGAGUAUUUCCUCAAUGUCAACAUUCUUUCUGUUAUGGAUGUAUUGUAAAGUUGAGUCAAGGAAAAAGCAAAAUAUUUUGCCCUGAAUGCAGGGCGGAAGUCGAGGUAUGUUCGACCUACCUAACUGCAGAUGGAAAAGUUGAAUUAUUUCUCCUCUAUGUUUAAUAAUGCUAGCGAAUAUGUACGAAAAGGACUCGUAUUUCGGGAAUUGUUUUAGGAUUCUUUCAUACAGGGGUGGUUCUGAUUCAAUGGCUGCUUGUUGCGAAUCAGGUCUUGUUAGUCCUUAAACGGUUUUUAUUUUCUGGUACAGGUAGCUUGGCUGCUAUAUACAGCUUAUUUACUGUACUUGUCAUUUUUCAGCUUGGCAUUCCACCCGAUCUAUCGCAUUUUAAACGCAACACACGGAUCAAUAAUAUUUUGGAAUAUAUGGGCAACGAUAAUCUACCUGAUAGCAUAAAACCCGAAGUAGAUCAACACAAAACAAAUGAAGCGCCAGAAUGCAACGAAGGCACACACACAAAUCAUCACGACGUAGGGAAAAGCGGAGCUGGAGUUGUAACAUCAGGUGAUGAACAGCAGAAGCCAAACAACGGUAACUAAUGAAGUGCUAGAUCCGUUUCCUGAUUUCGUAAAUUAUGGCCUCUAUUAAGUUCUGCAAGUCUUACGAGGCUUUCUCUUAAACAUGGCGAACAAUUUUCAUUAAGGAUUUUAUACAUUAGGAUACUCUUCAACUUAGCCCGCCUAACAUGUAGAUUAUCCCAUCCUAAACCUUCCAAAAGAUCACUUGAUCUAAUCCUAUCAUCAUAACUUGCUCAUAUCUUACUACAGCUACUCUCACUAUGAAAUCAGUAAACCCUUUGUGUUUACUUGAAAUUCUUCUUAAAACUAACAUUUUUCAACCGAGUUAGGGUCGCUAUUGACAGAGCUUUGGCAAAUACGGACCCACGAAUUGAAAUAUUCAUGCUCACUGAUUUAGUCGACACCGAAAGUCGAACAUCGAUGAACUCGUCUCUAGUUAACAUCGAAUUGCUGUCUGAAACCCUUUAGUCUAGUAGUAAAACAACCGAAUCGGCAAUCGGGAGACGUGGGUUUGAUUCCCGUUGGGAAGUUAACAUAUACUUUUCUGAAUAUAAAAGCUUGAGAACUACAAUCUACUUAACAACUGAAAGUUGCUGAUUAUUACCUUGCCUUUGAAAAAAGAAGUUUUGAGGUUUUCAUGUUUAAUAUGUUUUCCAAUUGUAUUCAUUUACAGCAUCAAAAGACAACCAAUCUUCUGUACCACCAACAUUAACGGACAUCGUGGAAAUGGAACCAAAACGUGCAAAUGUGCCAGGUAGUUCAGGAAACAGUUUUCAUUGUUCAACAUUAAUAUCACAAUCACAAAUAUCACCAUCAUCACUGCCACCAACAUCAGUCACAUCAAGCAGUAACCAUUCUUCCCGUGAGCCAUUGUGGGGCAUUUGACACUCUACCUCCUCCCUGGGGUAGGGGAUUUAGUUGUAAUUUAAUGCCCCACAAUAAUGCACACAAUAAAUAUGCAAAUUAAAUGGCUACACUUGGAUUUGACUUGUGCAUAAUAAAUCCAUCACAUAAUUUGCAACUUGUUACUCAUUACAGUAUUCCUUUGUCUCAAACUGAAUAAAUCUCAUGUAAACUCAGUUCCGUUUCCAAUUUUCAGCUUUGAAAGGUACCCGACCUUCUGUACCACACACUUCAGAUAACAAUUUGAACGUAGAAUCAAGAUUUUCAUACAAAUCUGAAGAUCAAGUUAGGAAGGAACAAGAACACAUUUUAAACCAAAUCAAACAAGAAAAAAAAGAACAGAAAAACACAGACAAAAAUAUUGAGGAAUACCAAGCUGGUUUGGAAUCAUGUGAUGAACAGUGGCGGUCAAAGAAGGAAGAUAAAUCAAGAUUUAAAAAUCAUGUUUCGCGUGAAACGUUGCAAGUGAAUACACAUACUAAAGGUACAUGAAACAGUCCUUAUUAUAUCACCAUCAUCACUGCCACCAACAUCAGUCAAAUCAAGCAGUAACCAUUCUCCCCUGAGCCAUUGUGGGGCAUUUGACACUCUACCUCCUCCCUGGGGUAGGAGAUUUAGUUGUAAUUUAAUGCCCCACAAUAAUGCACACAGUAAAUAUGCAAAUUAAAUGGCUAUACUAAGUUUUGAAGUUUUUCAUGUUUAAUAUGUUUUCCAAAUGUAUUCAUUUUCAGCAUCAAAAGACAACCCACCUUCUGUACCACCAACAUCAACGGACAUCGUGGAAAUAGAACCAAACGUUUCUGAGCAUCGAAAGGACGACACCCACCUCCACUCAUUUUAUAUUCUUCUGAGAGAAAGAAUGGCAAAAAAUUCUGAGAAAAAUUAUAGUGCAAUGAGUAGUUCCAUAAAAUGUGUAUCUCUACUCCAGGGAGAAAUACUUAUCCGAAACGUUACAACAGCUGUUGAUGAAAGUCAUGGUUUAAUAAGACUCCAUUCUUAUUCCAAACCAGCGUAUUUUUGUGACUGCCCACUUGGUGAUGUGAAACACAUUAGCGAAGAAGAAGCGAGAUUAUUACUUGCAAUAAGUACAAUGGGCGACAGGUUUAAGUUAUUGGACAAUAAGUCUCUUCUUAAAAAUGGAAAGAAAAUUAUCCUGGGUAGUUAUGUUUAUGUCAAGGUUCGAUCAGUGGCUGGUGGUAGUAAGCAGGAACUACGGGGUAUAGUCAGGUACAAAGGGCCAUUGCCAAACAAGUUUGGUACAUGGUUUGGUGUUGAGUUACUGGUAAGUAGGGCAGUGAGUUAGCCAAAGCUGGUACUCACGUAACAUGGAGAAAAAAAAGCUACACAUCAUUACACAUUUAAAUUAUGAACUGUCUGUGCCAGUGUAGUAGUGGCAAAAGUAUUAGCAAGCUUUCGUUAGUGGAGAUGCAACUACCUGAAAAAAUAUAAGAAGAAUUUCGACGUUUCAAACGAAGGCCCUCCAGACGAAGAACCUUUGCUUGAAACGUGGAAAUUCUCCUCAUAUUUUUCAGGUAGUUGCAUUCCUACCAACAAAAGCUUGUUAAUAAUUUAAAUUACCAAUUGUUUUCUUUUUCACUAGGAAGGUGUGGGGAGGGGCACAACAAAUGGAAUGUAUAAAGGAGUGAGAUUUUUCAGAUGUCAAACUGAUUUUGGCAUCUUUGUAUCAUUGGAAAAAUUGAGAUUAUGUGAAGACCAAAUGGAAACAAAAAGUGAAAGUAAAACAGAUACCAAAGAGGCUAAUGGCACUGAAGAGAGCAACAGUGGUGUGCUUAUCAAAGUCAAGAGAUUUGCAGAAGAUUUGUCAAACUUUGUGCUGGGAGAGCAACCACAAGAGGAAAAUUUUUAUUCUUCAGAAAAGCAGAAUAAAAACAAUGCUGGAUAUGAAAUAAAUGACAGAGUUUGGACAUAUGUAAAUGAUAAAUUAUAUGGAGGCUGUAUAAAAUAUAUCGGUCGAGUACCAGGGGGCAGAGAAACUUACGCUGGAAUCCGGUUGGUAGGUAUUUCAAUUCCUUGUUGGUUAUGAUUUUCAGGUUUUUUAAGGCAUAAUUUAUCUCACUUUCUAUAUGGCCAGAAUGAAUAUAAACAUUAAUUAGCUUCACUUUUGUAACUGUUACUACAAAAAGUCUUUGCAUUGUAGGACCAUGAUGUUGGUCAGGGAAAUGGAGAGUAUUAUGGUAAACAAUUGUUUACAUGCAUGAUGAAUCAUGCUCAUUUCACUCCGAUUAUCAAUGUCAUCUCGCAAGAUAAACUGCAAGAACUUUAUGAUGAACAAGAAUGUGCAAAUGUGCCAGGUAGUUCGGGAAACAGUUUUCAUUGUUCAACAUUAACCCACUGAGUCCCAAUGUGUCCUGAUGUGCCCUGUACUUUACUAUUCUACUCCGUCUAACGCCAGACGAUUUUAUUCUUCAAGGGGAGGGCGCUGGCGCUUAAUAACACCACCACAAUCACAAAUACCACCAUCAUCACUGCCACCAACAUCAGUCAAAUCAAGCAAUAACCAUUCUCCUCUGAGCCAUUGUGGGGCAUUUGACACUCUACCUCCUCCCUGGGGUAGGGGAUGAAGCCUUGAUAAAAUAUUUUUCUUCCUGGCAGCAGACUUCCCAGACCAAAAAUUUCCUGCCAAGUUUUUUAUAAAUAUUAAUUUUGGUUGUAAUUCAAAUUAACAGGCAGUCAUAGCACUGCCACAUGAUACAAAUUUUUAUGUUAUGAUUGUUGUAUUUAUGCUCUAAUUGUGAUGUUUGUUACUUUAAUGCUGAUUUUUGAAAUUUCUUGAGCUUCAUUCUUGAUAUCUUGCUUUUCCUUAAAAAUUUCCUGGCAACUGCAAGAACAGGUAGUUCGGAAACAGUUUUCAUUGUUCAACAUUAACCGAUUGAGUCGCAUUGUGCCCUGAUAGGCCCUGUACUUUACUAUUCUACUCUCUCUAACGCCAGACGAGCGACCAGCGCUCUCCCAUUGACAGGUGAAAUCGUCUUCCAUUAGAUAGUGCACAUUAGGGCAUAAUGCAACCUAAACGGGUUAACUAAACACUUGGGCAGAUAGACUGAUUAACCCAUCAAUUGCCAGCACUCUCCCAUUAACUAGUAAAAUCAUCUGGCUUUAGAGAGAGACGGAGUAAAACAAUAAAGUAGGAUGCCAUGUAACUUAAUAAGUUAAGGAGCGCGUUUCAGGAAAGAGAUGCGGGCGAAGUUGAAUGUUUCAUUUUUAAUAUAUAUCUUCAAUUUAUUAAUUUUCAGCUUUAAGAAACAACCAACCAACUGUGCCACGAACGUCAGAGGAAAUUUUGAAUAUGGAAUCAAAAUUUUCAAACCAGUCAAAGGAUCAGGUUAUCAAGGAACAGGAAAUGAUUUUACAGAAAAUCAAACAAGACCAACAACAGAAAAUGGCAAAGAAGAAGUCUUGAUUUAAAUCUUACUUAACUCCACUUAAAGACGGUGAUUUUUUAUUCAGAGGAAAAACUUUGUUGACAGUAUGUGAUCUACUGUAGUGUAGUGGGUCCAAGACAAACCAAACAGUGUUCAUAUUAAAUAAUUGCUGUUUCUGCAAACCAUUACAGUUGUGCCAAUAGAAGCGUUCCGAAAAAUGUGGACCAGUUCAUUCCCUAACUUUGAGGAGUUCGUCUGAACAAUUCGUCAACAAUUUGAUAAGUUCCUUAAAAAGUUCCUAACUUCAUGUUUCAUUGACCAAUCAGAUUGCUCAAAAAUAAAAUAUAAAAUUUGAUUGGUCAAUGAAACAGAAAGUUAGGAACUUUUUAAGGAAUUGUUCAGAGGUGUUCCUUCAAGUUAGGAAAUGAACUGGUCAACAUUUUUUGGAAUGCUUCUAUUGGCACGACUGUAACUAUAUGUAUUACAAUGAACAAGCUUUCGUUGGUAGGGAUGUGCAACUACCUGUAAAUAUAUCAUAGUAACUCUCCUUAUAAAUAUAUUUUCAGGUAGUUACAUCCCUACCAACGAAAGCUUGUUCAUAUUAUUGGCACUACCUACACUGGUACAGAUUAUAAGUAUUACACCAUACCUUAACUGUGUUUUUUUUCUGAUUGCUUUCUUUAAAUCGUUCUAGUAAACUUACAAGUUGUGCAUCACCAAUCUAGGAACAGAAAUCACUGUUUAAUAUUUUUGCAAAUAACUUGCUUAGGAGCUAUUGAUAAAUAGAUCUUUCAUUAAAGGAUGACAUGAUUUUGCUAUUGCAGACCAGACAAUAUCGUUUCCAGAAAGAAAAUCCAGCUGUCUUCAAGCCUCAAAAUAAGUACCGGUCGUUGUUUGGUAAUCUUUUUCAUUUUGACAAGCAAAUAAUGUCUCUUACCAGACAGUCACGCAUGACUGGUAAGUUUUUCUAAUGAAAAAAUACGUUCCUGGGUGAAUUUUUGUUUCCCACAAUUUCGUGUUUACCGAAAAAAGCAAGAAAAGUCUCACCUGUCAAUUCACUGCAAGCAUUGCACCUAAAGCAUACGCUCACAACUCAAAUUACAUUUGUCAUCAAAACUUCCUGGCUCAGAUAUAGUGUGAUAUGGCAAACAAUAGUUACGUUUGUCAACAUAUUCUUGUAUAAAUUGUGGUGUGACCACAUUUUUUUAAAGGAUAAUAAGCAACAGUUUGUAAUUUGUACAAUAAUUAAUGUUAGUACACAAUUUUUUUCUGUUUGUUUUUUGUACAAUAAUAAAAUAUUACAGUUGUGCCAAUAGAAGCGUUCCGAAAAAUGUUGACCAAUUCAUUUCCUACCUUGAAGGAACACCUCUGAACAAUUCCUCAACAAUUUGAUAAGUUCCUUAAAAAGUUUCUAACUUCCUGUUUCAUUGACCAAUCAAAUUUUAUAUUUUAUUUUUGAGCAAUAUGAUUGGUGAAUGAAACAGGAAGUUUAAGGGACUUAUCAAAUUGUUGAGGAAUUGUUCAGAAGUGUUCCUUCAAGUUAGGAAAUGAAUUGGUCAACAUUUUUCGGAACACUUCUAUUGGUACGACUGUAAUACUAAUUUUUUUCUUUGUUUUGUCUGUUUGUAAAUCUCUUCUCGCAAAUAAAACGGGC